Molecule: messenger RNA, 1620 nt
Organism: Thlaspi arvense
Lineage: Eukaryota; Viridiplantae; Streptophyta; Magnoliopsida; Brassicales; Brassicaceae
Source: the annotation of a GenBank genome assembly
AUGAUUACGUCACAAACUUUGGUCUCUGUUCUUUUCUCUGUCUUCUUCUUGUCUCUCCCUUUCUCCUCAUUCGCUGCACCUCCGUCGUCGGAUUCCGUCUACGAAUCCUUCGUUCAAUGUUUCUCCGACAAGACGAAAUCCCCGCAAACCCAGAUCACCCAAAAUGUCUUCUCUCAGACAAACCCAUCUUACUCCUCUGUUCUCCGUGCUUACAUCCGAAACGCGAGAUUCAACACUUCCUCUACUCCUAAACCCACAAUCAUCGUCACCCCUCGCACCGAGAGCGACGUCAGCGCCGCCGUCAUCUGCUCCAAGUCCCUAAAUUUCGUCAUCAAAAUCCGAAGCGGCGGCCACGAUUACGAGGGUCUCUCAUACAUCUCCGAUAAACCCUUUUUCAUCCUCGACAUGUCGAAUCUCCGUGAUGUCACUGUCGAUAUCGCCGAUCAAUCGGCGUGGAUCUCCGCUGGAGCGACUCUCGGCGAGGUGUAUUACGGAAUUUGGGAGAAAAGCAAAGUCCAUGGAUUCCCCGCCGGAGUUUGUCCCACGGUUGGUGUCGGUGGGCAUUUGAGCGGCGCUGGAUACGGGAAUAUGGUGAGAAAAUUCGGACUAUCGGUGGAUUACGUCGUGGACGCGAAGAUCGUCGAUGUAAAAGGUCAGGUUUUAGACCGAAAGUCAAUGGGUGAGGAUCUGUUCUGGGCGAUUUGCGGCGGAGGAGGAGGAAGCUUCGGCGUCGUUUUGGGAUACAAGAUCAAGCUCGUUCCCGUGCCACAGACUGUGACGGUUUUCCGGGUGGAGCAAUAUAUGAAUUCAGGAGCAGUGGAUAUGGUUCACAAAUGGCAAUCCGUUGGUCCUAAAACCGACCCGAAUCUGUUCAUGAGGAUGCUUAUUCAGCCGGUGACGAGGUCAAAGGUGAAGACGGUGAGAGCUUCCGUGGUUGCUCUGUUCUUAGGCAGAGCGAACGACGUCGUUUCGUUGCUUGCAAAGGAUUUCCCUGAACUGGGAUUGAAGAAGGAGAAUUGCACGGAGAUGACUUGGAUUCAGUCGGCUAUGUGGUGGGACAAUGAUGAGAACGCCACUACCACCGAUCCUAAAGUGUUUCUUGAUCGCAAUCUCGAUUCCGCGAGCUUCGGGAAGAGAAAAUCGGAUUACGUCGCUACCGAGAUUCCCAGAGAUGGGAUUGAGUCUUUGUUCAAGAAGAUGAUCGAGUUGGGGAAAAUCGGUUUGGUUUUCAAUCCGUACGGUGGGAAAAUGGCGGAGGUCGCGGAGGAUGCAACGCCGUUCCCGCACCGGAAGAAGCUUUUCAAAAUUCAGUACUCUGUAAACUGGAAAGAAUCGUCUCCGGAGAUUGAGAAGGGUUUCUUGAACCAGGCUAAGGUGCUUUACAGUUUCAUGACUGGGUUUGUGAGCAAGAACCCUAGAAAUGCUUACUUGAAUUACAGAGAUGUCGAUAUUGGGGUGAACGAUCACGGGCCGAAUAGCUACAAGGAAGGAGAAGUGUACGGAAGGAAGUAUUUUGGUGCUAAUUUCGAUCGAUUAGUCAAGAUUAAAACCGCGGUUGAUCCAGAAAAUUUCUUUAGGAAUGAACAGAGUAUACCUACCUUGCCAAGCAAGGCAGAGUGA